AUGGUGAACGCCAUUGACAAGCUUAAUGCGAUCGUCGCGGACUCGUUCGUCGGGCGGUGGUUCAAGCUUGAGGGAUCCGGCCAUGUCAAGGAGCGCAUAGGCUCUCGCUUCACUACCGAGCUGCGUGCUGGGAUCACAACAUGGGCAGCCAUGGCGUACAUUAUAUCAGUGAACGCGUCGAUCCUGUCGGACUCCGGCGGGACAUGCGUGUGCAACACAUCCGACCUCUGCGUUACAGAUAGCGAGUACCUUUCAUGCGUGGAGGAAGUUCGCAAGGACAUGAUCACCGCGACCGCGGCGUCUGCUGCGCUCGCCUCCUUCCUCCUCGGCCUCCUCGCCAAUCUGCCCGUUGGUAUGGCCCCCGGCUUGGGUCUGAACGCAUACUUCGCAUACUCGGUUGUCGGCUUCCACGGGUCAGGGAUCGUCACCUACCGCGAAGCGCUCGCGGCGGUCUUCCUCGAGGGCUGGAUCUUCUUCUUCCUCUCCCUCAUCGGUCUCCGGCAAUGGCUCGUCCGCAUCAUGCCCCAGUCGCUCACGCUCGCCGUCGGAGCGGGCAUCGGCCUUUUCAUCGCGUUCAUUGGUCUUUCCCCCAGCGGCCUCAGUGUCAUCGGUGGUGACACAACAAAUUUUGUCGGUCUUGGCGGCUGCAAAGCGGAAGACUACGUGAGCGACGACUUGGCGAACUACUGUGCGCGCCGGAUCUUGCAAAACCCCACGGUCUGGCUCGGUAUCUUCGUUGGAGGCAUCUUCACCGUCCUCAUGAUGCUCUACCGCGUCAAGGGCGCCAUCCUCAUUGGCAUCUUCCUCGUGUCCAUUAUCUCCUGGCCGCGCCCGACCUCCGUCACGCUUUUCCCCCACACCGACUCGGGCGACCAGAUGUUCGACUUCUUUAAGCAGGUCGUCACCUUCCGCCCGCUUUCGCACAUCGGGAACGCGAUCGACUACAACUACCGCUCCGGGCACGUCUGGUACGCGCUCAUCACCUUCCUCUACGUCGACAUCCUCGACACGACCGGCACGCUCUACUCUAUGGCCAAGUUCGCCGGCCUGCGCGACCCGGUCACGAUGGACUUCGAGGGGUCGACGAUGGCGUACUGUGUGGACGCGUUCAGUAUCAGCAUGGGUGCGCUCAUGGGCAGCAGCCCCGUCACCGCGUUCAUCGAGAGCGCGACGGGCAUCAGCGAGGGCGGGAAGACGGGCAUCACGGCGAUUACGACGGGCUUCUGCUUCUUCAUCUCGAUCUUCUUCGCGCCGAUCUUCGCGUCGAUCCCGAGCUGGGCUACUGGAGGCGCGCUGGUGAUUGUCGGCUCGUUGAUGAUCAGGAACGUCCGCGAGAUCAAUUGGGACUACAUUGGCGACGCAGUACCUGCGUUCCUCACCUUGAUCAUCAUCCCUUUGACAUACAACAUUGCAUACGGUGUCAUCGCCGGCAUCUGCUCCUACGUCGUCAUCAACGGCAUUCCCUGGCUGAUCAUGAAGGCGACGGGCAACCGCAUCGUCCCGCCUAACUACGAGAACUCAGAGGAGUGGGUCAUUCCGCCAGGCAGCAUCUUCCCCGGUUGGAUCCUCAAGCUCACCGGCCGCGAAGUCGCCUACGACGACGAGCAGCAUGCGAUGGACGAGCGCGCGGGCAGCACGCACCGCAUCUCGGACGAGACCUCGCAAAUAGAUCGCACCAGCAAGCACACGCUCACCGACUUUGAGAAGGUGACUAGGCCUGUGGCGGUAUGA
This is a messenger RNA of Schizophyllum commune H4-8, 1731 nucleotides long. RefSeq lists its product as uncharacterized. Gene Ontology annotation, biological process: transmembrane transport. Gene Ontology annotation, molecular function: purine nucleobase transmembrane transporter activity. The coding region runs from base 1 to 1731 and encodes 576 amino acids. The record is from RefSeq and is a predicted model, not a curated record. Lineage: Eukaryota; Fungi; Basidiomycota; Agaricomycetes; Agaricales; Schizophyllaceae. The transcript has 10 exons. Gene Ontology annotation, cellular component: plasma membrane.